AUGAUGGGCAGCAAGAUGGCUUCUGUCAUCAGGGUCGUUCAGGUAGUCAAGCCACUUACUCCAUUAAUAAGGUUCCCUGACAGAAGAGACAACCCUAAGCUCAAUGUAUCAGAAGCUUUGAGAUCAGCAGGAAUACCAUCUCACUCUUCUGCAUUUUCACAGCAUUCUGUGGGAAGUAAAUCACCAGAUUUGCUGAUGCAUCAGGAUCCUCCAGACACUGCAGAAAUAAUAAAAUCUUUACCUCAGAAAUACAGAAGGAAGCCUAUGUCUCAAGAAGAAAUUGAAUUUAUCCAACGUGGAGGUCCAGAAUAAUCACUGACAAGGCUGCUGUUUAUCAUCAGACAAAAGAAUUAUCUUUAUAGUAAAGGGACUUUCAAAUGACAAAUGAGCUAUUGUACAUUAAACAACUUUAGUAAAAUAUUCUGU
This is a messenger RNA of Choloepus didactylus (southern two-toed sloth), 426 nucleotides long. RefSeq names its product 28S ribosomal protein S36, mitochondrial-like. Bases 1 to 312 code for a protein of 103 amino acids. Gene Ontology annotation, biological process: 2-oxoglutarate metabolic process. The transcript is spliced from 2 exons. NCBI's taxonomy places the organism in Eukaryota, Metazoa, Chordata, Mammalia, Pilosa, Megalonychidae. The record is from RefSeq and is a predicted model, not a curated record.